AUGGCAGACAAUGUUGCUGCCGUUACCAGAAUUGCAAGAGUUACCGCAAAGACCAUCCCAGUCAGCCCUAUCACUGCGGCUCCGUCAUUAACGCACCAGCGCGAACUGCUCAGGAGAGACGAGACAGUCAGUGAAGACACCUGCGGCUGGGUAAAUGGUGAUCUGAACACUCCUCUCGUCUGCAAUUAUCCCUACUAUCAACCCUGUCUAUGGUCCCCCGAGCUUCACGCAGUCGGGUGCUGCGGCGGCGCGGCCACCACGGACUGCGCCUGGGUGACAUCCUGCGUCCCUUACUCGAUGGUGGACAACGGUUGUGACUCGGCAUGCCAGGCGAAUUACCUGAACACGGUGUGCAACGAGGCUUAUCCGCUGUGUGCGACAGCCACGUUCGGCGGGCCAGAAGGCUACACGUACCUUUCCUGCACGGACACGCCCGGGCCCACUGACACGAUGAUGGUGACCUACUACGGUGGCAACGCGACCUCCAUCGCCGGCCUCCCGCGGUACUUCUCCGACUAUUGGUUCGGCAGCGGCACUGCCACGGACACGUCCACCUCGGCGACCGGCACAUCGACGUCCACGAGCGACGCCGACUUGAACGAUACCUUGUCCUGGUUCUCGGCACACAGGACCGUCAUCAUCGGCGCGAUUGCCGGCUUCUGCGGGCUAGUGCUCCUGCUCCUGGUGGGCUGCUGUAUCCUUAGGAGGAAGCGGGCGAGUCGAGGCGUUUACAGGCCUGCGAGCCAGGCCGUGCCGGUAUAUACGAUGCAGGCGCCCGUCCAGGAGCAGUAUCCCAUGAUGCAGUAUCGGGGGUAUGGCUCUGAGUAUCAGGGAUCUGAUUACGGGAGGGUAUACGUCGGCCCGAACAAGUGA
Messenger RNA from Cladophialophora carrionii CBS 160.54, 873 nucleotides. RefSeq lists its product as uncharacterized. The transcript is spliced from 3 exons. Lineage: Eukaryota; Fungi; Ascomycota; Eurotiomycetes; Chaetothyriales; Herpotrichiellaceae. The record is from RefSeq and is a predicted model, not a curated record. Bases 1 to 873 code for a protein of 290 amino acids.